This is a messenger RNA of Melanotaenia boesemani (Boeseman's rainbowfish), 7721 nucleotides long. It is a transcript of the gene pcdh1a, whose product is annotated as protocadherin 1a. Gene Ontology annotation, molecular function: calcium ion binding. The coding region runs from base 541 to 4113 and encodes 1190 amino acids. Gene Ontology annotation, cellular component: plasma membrane. The transcript has 5 exons. NCBI's taxonomy places the organism in Eukaryota, Metazoa, Chordata, Actinopteri, Atheriniformes, Melanotaeniidae. The record is from RefSeq and is a predicted model, not a curated record. Gene Ontology annotation, biological process: homophilic cell-cell adhesion.
AAGGGCUCCUCAUUUAGGACCAGUUGUCGCUGUUCCGUUUUGCGUUGCAGAAAUGCCAUUUGUGUUGCUGCCGUUUAGACAUCCAGUGCGCCCUUAAGAGUGCGCUCUAAGCUACUUGCAUCAAGGAAGGCGCUGGAGAAACUUGGAGAAAAGGGAUGCGACAGCGAGUGCAAUAUCUUGGCAGAGAUCAGUUAUUUGAGGAUUGAAAAUGGCACACAGUGGGGUCCCAGUAUGGAGUAACAGUCUUCGUUUUCCUGCUCUUUUCUAAAGCAGCCUAAUCUCAGACAAACUGCCCUUUAACUUCCAGCUGAAAGAAAACAAUCUGCUCGGACGACGGUGGGUUUAGGACCCUGAAUUUGAUGAAGAAAGUUGUCAGUGCUGUUCGUGGAUUUUGUGGCUGCUGGAGUGAUUCUGGUGACGGCAGUGCGAAGGAGAUUUGAGGUUUUAGACACCUGCCUCUGGAAGGCACCGGUGGACAUUUCGGAAGCGAAAAGCGCUCAAAUUCAAGUCUCUGGCUCAGGCAGAUCGUCUGAUGACCUAAUGGAACUAAAUUUACGAGUAGUACUGUUUUGGGUCGUGGUGCUGCACUGUGGCCCUGCUGAAGGCAGUAUCCUGUACCGAGUCCAGGAGGAGCAGCCUCCCAACACUCUUAUUGGUAGCCUGGCUGCAGACCAGGGACUGCCAGAUUCAGGUCACCUCUACAAGCUAGAGGUGGGCGCCCCUUAUCUUCGCGUUGAUGGAAAGACAGGAGACAUUUUCACAACAGAGAUUCCCAUAGACAGAGAGACCCUGAGGGACUGCCGUUCCUUGGUUAAGGGCAAGCCCUGUUACCUGGAAUUUGAAGUAUCUGUGACAGAUCUGAUACAAAACCAGAGCCCACGACUUAUUGAAGGACGCAUUGAGGUACAGGAUAUCAAUGACAACACCCCACAGUUUCCCUCUUCUGUGCUCACUAUCUCAGUCCCUGAAAACACAAUCAUGGGGGCAUUAUUCUCCAUACCUCUAGCUACAGACAGGGAUUCAGACAGGAAUGGAGUGGCUGACUACGCACUGACUGCAGGGCCAGAUGCAGCAACCCUAUUUGGUUUACAAGUGGCUGAUGACAGGGGAGGGAAGCUCCCACAGCUCAUUGUCCUCGGCAACCUAGAUCGCGAGUUAAAGGAUUCUUAUGACCUCACCAUCAAAGCAGUGGAUGGAGGGAACCCUCAGCGCUACAGCAGUGCUUUACUGAGAGUGGUUGUGACUGAUGUUAAUGACAACUCCCCCAAGUUUGAAAAGUCCUCUUACGAAGCAGAAGUUUUGGAAAAUAGUCCAGUAGGCCACUCGGUGCUGCAGGUCAAAGCAGAUGACUCAGACAUGGGCCCUAACGGAGAAAUUGAAUACACCCUUCACCAAGCAGUAGACCCGGUGCCAAAACUCUUACGAAUUGAUCGAUCUACCGGCAUUAUCUAUGUGAAAGGAGCACUGGACAGGGAAGAAAUCAACAGCUUGUCCUUCUAUGUGGUGGCGAGGGAUAAGGGUCCACAAUCUAAAAGCUCUAAGACAUUUGUAACCAUUGAGGUGACUGAUCAGAAUGACAAUGCUCCAGCUGUGGAGAUCCGUGGGAUUGGUCUUGUAACUCACAGUGAAGGAGUGGCUAAUAUUUCAGAGGACAUGCCUGUAGGGACAGCUGUUGCUUUGGUGCAAGUGUCUGACAAAGAUGAAGGAGAAAAUGCUGUGGUUACUUGUGUGGUAGCAGGAGAUGUGCCCUUUCAGCUACGCCCGGCCAGCGACUCAACCAGUGACAACAAGAGGAAAUAUUUCCUACAGACCACAACUCCACUUGACUAUGAAAGAGUCAGGGAUUACAGAGUAGAGAUUGUUGCUGUGGAUUCUGGAAACCCAGCACUCUCCAGUACAAACUCCUUAAAAGUGCAGGUGACUGACAUGAAUGAUAAUUCCCCAAUAUUUUCCCCGACCUUGUUUGAGGUUGACUUUGCUGAAGAAAACCAACCAGGGGAAAAGGUUUUGGACGUUACUGCUUCAGAUGCUGACAGCGGCACUAAUGCUGAACUUCUCUAUAAUAUUGUGGCAGACUCAACCAUCAAAGGUUUGUUUGAGAUUGACCCAAACACAGGUGAAGUGAGAGCCCGAAGCCCGCUUGAUCGUGAACAUAAAGAGCGAUAUGAAUUUCGGGUCACUGCAGCAGAUAAAGGCUCACCUGUUCAUAAAGGAACAGCAACUGUUGUGAUAAAAGUUCUUGACCGCAAUGACAAUGACCCCAAGUUCAUGCUUAGUGGCUAUAGCUUCUCAGUUUUGGAAAACAUGCCCCCCCUCAGUGCAGUUGGUAUGGUGACAGUCCUAGAUAUGGAUAAGGGUGAGAAUGCUCGAGUUCACCUCUCUGUAGAACCUGAUGGGGGCAAGUUUGUUGUUCAAAAUGGAACUGGCACCAUUCUCUCAAGCAUCUCCUUUGACAGGGAGAAAGAAAGUAGCUACACAUUCCGUCUAAAAGCAGUGGAUGGAGGCGAACCACCCAGAUCUUCAUAUGUGGGUGUUACCAUCAAUGUAUUGGAUGAAAAUGACAAUGAUCCUGUCAUCACUAAGCCCUCUAACUCCUCCUUCAGACGUUUGUCACCGCUUGCUUCCCCAGAUAGCCAUGUUGAGGUAGUGGAGGCUGAGGACCUGGACAGUGGACCUAAUGCAGAGCUCAUUUUCAGUAUUGCUGGAGGAAACCCUUACCAAUUAUUUCGCAUCUCCCCCUCCACCGGAGAGAUCACUCUGGCAAAGGAGAUGACUCGCAAGCACGGUGGACUACAUCGUCUGGUGGUUCGAGUGAGUGACAGGGGGAAGCCUACACGCCAUGCCACUGCCCUGGUUCACAUCUAUGUCAAUGAAACCAUUUCAAAUGUCAGCUUAGUAGAAGCCUUAGUUGGACACAGUCUUUACACUCCACUAGACAGAGACAUUGCUGGUGAUCCUGACAGUGGUUUUGCUGCACAGCGUAGUAACAUUUUGUUUGGAAGCCUUGCCGGAGUGGCAGGAGUUGUCAUGUUGAUCUUGGUGGUGGUAUUCAUCCGACACCGUAUCCAAAGAGAAACAAAGAGUGGCUAUCAGGCUGGCAAAAAGGAAACAAAAGACUUGUAUGCACCCAAGCAGGCACCAAAAAAUGCUAAAGGGAAGCGAGGAAGGAAAGGCAAACCUCAGAAAUCCCCCAAACCACUAGGGGAAGAUGAAGAGGUCAGCCUUCAAAAAAGUCUCAAGUUUAACCUUGAUGGAGUCAAUGAUAGCCCCAGGAUACACCUGCCCUUAACAUAUUCACCAGGAAGCCCUGAUAUAGGCAGGCACUACCGCUCCAACUCCCCCUUACCAUCCAUCCAGCUGCAAGCCCAAUCCCCAUCAGCCUCUCAGAAGCACCAGGCCGUCCAGGACCUCCCCGCAGCCAACACCUUUGUAGGAACAGGAGGAGACGACAACUCAACCGGCUCAGACCAGUACUCUGAUUACAGCUAUAAGACCAGCCAACAGAAGUAUAACAACAAACAGCAUCCCCAUCGUCGAGUGACCUUUUCCACCACCAACCCCGUGCAGGACCUGCAGGAUGCCUCUCAGCACAGCUACUAUGACAGCGGCUUAGAGGAAUCGGAGACUCCCAGCAGCAAGUCAUCGUCUGGUCCUCGCAUCGGACCCCUGACCCUUCCUGAGGACCACUAUGAGAGAACCACCCCAGACGGCAGCAUUGGAGAAACCGAACAUCCAGAAAAUGAUGUCCGCUCCCUCCCUGAUGUGGCAAUGACUGGAAACUGCACAACCGAGUGCAGCGAAUUGGGCCAUUCAGACGCCUGCUGGAUGCCUGGCCAUCCCUCGCCCAUACGCAAGACCAGGAACCCCCCGAAACUCUCCACCUUCGUGCCUUACCAGGAGAGAGGGAGCCUGGGACGCCUGGCAAACGGGAGCGCCAGGCUGGGUGGCGAGGAGCACCGGCCGCGCCUUCCACCCUCCCGCAGUGCCUAUUCCAACAGUGGUCACGACGCCAAUCAGGACUGCCCCUUAGAGGAAAUGCCCCUGAGCGUAGCCUCCGAGUUCCCCCCCACAUCCCCUUCCGCCCAUACUCCAAAACGAGAAAUUUACCUGUGAGGAACAAAUUCCUCUGAUCGGCCCACAAAUGAAGGAAAGAUACAAGCACUUCAGAAGGAGGAACAAGCUGUCCAUGAGCUAAAGCCAACAGCCGUUUUGUAGGUAACAAUAGGCGAUAACUCAUUCAAUCACUGGCAUGAACACUUGUUUUCAUCAUUUCCGACCUAAAUUAUUAAAUUCAUUAGCAUAUUUAUGAAUGAUCCCACAAAGUUAGUUGAUGCACUCACUCAUUUAUUUAUUAAAAUUCUCGAUGGAUCCAAUUCAUAAAGAUAAAAAGGAAAUGUAAAUGGAAACAGCUACUUCAGUAGUAACUAAUUCUUGUUGUAGUUAGGCAAGUCCCAUUCUGUGAAGUGAUCUCUUGAAAUUGAAAGUUGUGAUCAGUGCUCUUGUGCCAUUACUAGAUAUAAUUUAAUAGACAGCCAGGCUAGUCAUAUCAGAGGGCAUAACACUUUUGACCAGGAAUCAAACGAAAAGGUCACUCUUAAUGUACAGAGCUGUAAAUACAUUUGAAUGGUGUGUUUUACAUAUAUUUUUCUCUGGCAUAAGCUGAAAAAAAUGCCUCUGACUUUUAGCAUAUUUAAGCUUUUCUUUACUGCUGCUGUUUAAACUUGAUUGAGACCAUCUCCUGGAGUGGAGCUCGAUAUUGUGGAAGGCAUUUAUCUGCUCCACACUAUCACACACACACAAACACACACACCUUUGACCCCUAAUCAUAGUAGAAUGGCCUUUACCUCUGCUCCCUGUAGAGCUCUGCCUCUGGCAGAGAGAGCUGUGUGGCAGCAUUUAAACUGACAUUAUGUUCCACUGACUCGCAGCACUGUGACCUGUCGUUCAUCAUGAAAACAGUUGACUUGGCCACAGAACCUCAGGGUCACGAUGACCAGACACAGAGUAUACGUCAGACACAUUCUGAUUGGCUUCUCACUUUGUAUGAGAUUAUACAAAUUUACCAGUGUAGAAAGUUCCUCUCUGUUGUGACAAUCAGAUGGGAUCCAUUCCUUCACAGCUUGUAGUCCUUUCCUCUCACAACCGAUAAGAACUGAUGUAGAUCUAAUAAAUGCCCGAGGAACUGUUUAAAUGAAAGGCACUUGAGUAUUGAGGGCCACUGGAGAGAGUGAGUACUUAUGGAACUUUUGAUCAUGCCGAUAUAAAAGUGGAUAGGUGCUCUACAUUCAGAUUGAUAUAUUUUUUAAGUAUUUGGUGGUUAAUUCAAUAGAAAAUAUGUUGCAAUGAGUGAAUUAACAAUAUGGACCUAAGAAGAUACAUUACAAGAAUAUUUUAGAUAAAUAUUUGAUUUCAUGUCAGAAAGUGAUGCCUGCAAAUACAAGUGUUGAGCUUGAACAGAGAGUUUGACAGUGAGAUUCAGGCUUGGUUUUCUGCAGCUCUUGUUAAUUAAAUAAAAUGUUCUUUGUAUUGAGGACAACAUGCUUAAUAAGUUAUUAAGCAUCUUUCUUCCUCUGGCUACUGAACAGAGAAUAAAAAUAGGGCAUGCCCUGGGGAUUCGUUUAUCUUUACAAAGAUUUUCCCUGAGUAAAUCUGAAGGAUAUGUAUGAAGGACACUAUGUAUUAGUCAGUAAUUGGAUGUUAAUGAUGACUCCACUAGCCUGCAUUACAACAUUGUAGCGCUAGUAGGUGUCUUUGAUUUAAACAUCGAUUUGAUUAGAUUUGUAGAUACCUUUCACCUCUGCAGAGUAUUUCCAUAGUGAGAUUGUGUCUCUGAGUGAGGGUGAAAGAGCGUAGAAUGGACAUUUCCUAAUUAAGGUGAGUAAUGAGUCCUGAGCUGGGGCAUGUGUGAGCUUACCCUCAGGACAGGGCACCCACCAGAUAAUGCAAAUCCACCCACUGAGCUACAAUCAGUUAAAAAGGGUAUUUUUAUCAGCACUUACCACAUCAUGCUGCCAUUUAAACCUACGUUAAGAAUAAUUAAACUGAAACCAUAUGGAAAUUACUGGACAUGGCCAUGACUAAAUAAGCUUGGCAAAUACCCUGCCUUGAGGGGGACAAAAGCACAUUAUGCCAUUUUCAAAGCCAUUUAGCGACUGAAAUAAAAUUCAACAAUAGGCCAUGAUACACUGUGAUUAACUCAAAACCACCACCCACCCACCCAACCCCCACACAGCACCCAUCUCAGAGCUUCAGAUAGCCGCUUCACCAACCGAGAGCAGCGGGUAAGAUCACUGACCUGGAAUUAAUGACAAAGUGAGAAGGAUAGCAAUGAGUGAUAAAACUAGUGUCACAUAGGCUCAAUCACAGCUUGAUCUAUUUGAAUGCUUUGACUUGAUUCAGAUUCACAACUGCUUUGCUUCCACAUUUCAACUCUGGGGUUAAAUCUUAACCCAAUUCCAGCCUACGUGCCACUUAAGUAAAUCCAGAAUGCGUCUACUGAUUUGUGUCUGAUGGCAAAUACAUUAAAUAAGCAGGGUGAUUCUUAGCAGAUAAGUCAUAAUUGUUGUGUUUAGAUGCAAAUAGAAUGACAGGAGGUUGAUUUAAAUAGUCUGCAAAACAAAAACAAGCCUGGGCCUGCCCCCCUCCCCCUCCCCCGUCUCUCGAACUCUUCUGCUCCGGCCAAUAAUGACCUCCUGCUGCUCACUUCUGGAAGAAUAUAUCACCGUGUUUGCCCUUUCUUUUGAACUCAUGCUGAAUGAACUGUGUUUACUUCUCUCCCAAACACAGAGCUGUUCUUCUUGAUCAGAGUAAGAGGACGUCACAAAGCACCUAAAUACGCUCUGAAGUGUGAUGAAUAUUGUUUAAUUUGUACUUAACAUUGAUUUAAUGUUGAAUUCACUUGAGUAUAUUUUGCCUCUGUAGUGUGUAUUGUAUGGUGAUCAUUUCUGUGGACAGAUGGACAAGUAACCGUAAUGAAAUUUGGCAAGGGAUUCUUUUUUUUUCUCACUGAUCAAAGACUCUCAGCAAACUGGUUGUGCGAAAAAAUAGAGAAGUCUGUUGGUGGUGUAGUGUACAUAGAUCUUCACAACCCCCUGUCUGCUGUUGAGCAGGCAGUGAUUUUAGCAUGAAUUCCAAAGAUGAUUGGUAGAAACUGUUUACUUGUUUUUAUUUUACUUUCUGAAAUGUCAGUGCUGGUUCAUAUUCAAAAGGCCCGCUCCCAAAUGGACUGAAAUUGACUGAACAUUUCAAUUUUUUCACAGUUCAUCUAGAACAAAGACAAUUGCCUUGAAAAUAUGUCUUUGCAAGAGAGAAUCUAGUUGUUAUCCUAAUCGUUGGUAUAUUUAUAUAGGAUAAAAUGCUUGUGAUGCCAUGUUUUUGUACAGUUUUAUGUACAUACAAGUGAAGCUUUCUAAAAGUUCUGAGAAAAGCCGAUGGCAUAUAAAAAUUGUAACAUGUUUUCUUGAGAUGUGCACAUCUUGCCUUGGUUGGAUUGACCUUUGCUGAGUCAGUGUGAAUGUGGCCGUUCUAUGCCUGCACUGUAGUCAUUCACCGGCUCUCACCUCCUGAGGACUUAAUCAGUUUUUUGUUUGUUGUGAACAGUGGAUUGUCUUAUCUUACCAGUUUGUUAAAAUCCUGUGUUCUGCUUUGUUCUGUUUCCGCAUGUUGACAAAUUCUCUUGUAAUACUGUAAGUCCUCAUGAACUUUGUAAUAAAAUCACUUCA